AUGAAUACAAUCAUUCCUGCUAAUCCACCUCUCAAGGGACCUAAGGAUCGACGUGUCACCAUGGAUAAAAGCGGCAUCAAUACCAAGGGAACCAAUAUCCAAGUAGUGCUUCGUUGCAAAGGCAUUCAUUCUCACAACUUACAACAACAAUCCGCUAAUUCAUCCCAAUCCAUCUUGGAAUUUAUGGAGGCCAUCAGUCAAUACAGCACGAGCCCUGAGCAACAAGAAUCAAGUCGGCCCAACAGCCACAACGACAACACUACAAAACCAGUAACUGAUGUAUUGCUCAACACAAACAAUACCAUCUAUAGCUUUGAUCGUGUAUUCAGACCUGAGGAAACACAGGCAGCAGUAUACAAGGAUGUAGCUGAACCCAUUCUCAAUGAUGUCUUGGCUGGCUACAGCUGCACUAUAUUUGCUUAUGGCCAAACGGGCACUGGUAAGACGUACACUAUGGAAGGUGAUUUGACUGAAGUAGAAGGAAGCUAUGGUAAAAACGCUGGCAUCAUCCCUCGUACCAUUCACGAUCUCUUUGAGAAAUUACCCAGCGAAAGUCAUGUCACCGUAUCCAUGCUGGAACUCUACAAUGAGGAGUUAAGAGACCUCUUGUCUGCUUCAGAUAAUCAAAAAUCACUGAGGAUAUUCGAGGAAAACGGAAGUGCCAAAGUUAAUUGUCAAGAGUAUCAUAUUUCAUCGGUAGCCCGUGGUAUCGAUAUCAUGAAGAUAGGUGUUCGCAAGAGAAUGACAGCUUCCACCAAUUGCAAUGAGCAAUCAAGCCGCUCCCAUUGUAUUUUUACGCUCAAUGUGCAUACCACCAAACAAACGGACAAAGGUGAGGCUGUGAUGAGCACUGGAAAAUUGAAUUUGGUAGAUCUCGCUGGAUCAGAGAACAACCGAAAUGCAGGCUCAGAGAACAUGCGUGCUCGUGAAGCAGCCAGUAUCAAUCGCAGUCUACUCACACUGGGUAGAGUCAUCAAUUCACUGGUCGAUAAAACGCCUCACAUCCCCUAUAGAGAAAGCAAACUUACACGUAUCCUGAAAGACUCGCUUGGAGGAAACACCAAAACAUGCAUUAUUGCUACUGUGGCACCGGCUACUCAAAACCAAGAGGAGAUCAGAAGCACACUAGAUUAUGCAAGCCAUGCCAAGGGUAUCUGCAAUCAACCUCGCACCAACAAUGUCAUAAACCGCGAACUCCAUCUCAAGUCGCUGGUGCACACCAUUGAACAACUCCAGGAUGAGUUACGCACCAAUUAUGAAAAGAACGGUGUUUACAUGACAAAGAGAAAUUAUGACCAAAAGAAUGCAGACUACUUGGAAUUGAAGAGUAAGCUGGAAGCAGCCGAGAAUACCAACAAGGCAUUGAUAGCAAUGAUGGAGAGCAAAGACAAGUUAUUGGAAGAAGAGAAGCGAAAGCGAAAGGACGAGGUCGAAGAAGAACGAGAAAGACGUAAAAAAGAAGUGGAAGAGGAGAAACAACGACGAAAGGAAGAUGUGGAUGAGGAAAGACGGCAGAGAAAGCAGGAAGCUGAAUCACAGCGCAACGAAUACCUCGACUUGCUUGUCAAGUACCGAGACGAGCAUAUGGCCGCUGCUGAAACGCAUUGGAAACAUUUCUUGAUGGAAGCUCAACAACAAACUGCAAAAGCACUCGCAAACGCAACGAAAUCUGUGACAUCUAAUUCAUCCACAGCAGCUGUAGUGCCUUCCAAUGCGACAAUCACUACAGCAACAACUCCCAAUGCAGCUCCUGUUUCCUUGUCUAAUACCAAUAUAGCAUUAUCAUCGUCCACAGCAACUACAUCAAAUUCAAAUCAAACUUCAACAGCGACGAUGCCUUCAUCUUCAAAUUCAUCUCUCCCCAACGCUGGCCUACCCAUUCUUACUAGGAAAAUUAUAAAUUCAUUCAAAACAAAGGCAGCUAGACCAUCUUCCAUUGCAUCCUCCUAUAUGGGUGCCACAGAUACAGCUGCCUCAAGCCGAAAGAUUGAAAAUGCGUACAAGCCCACAUCAACUCGAUCUAUAUCAGAUACAUUGCAUACCAAUGGCACACCAUCUGUUCGCAAGGGUCUCAAUUCCGUUAAAACAAUAGCAGCAAAUCGCACAUCAUCGUCCUCCAGUAUAUCCCCUGGUGCAGCAGACACAUCCAGCACAACGCGGCAUUCCUCCUUCAAUACAAGAGCAGUGAGACCAUCCCUUACAAAACAGAGCAUAAACCCAGCAAAUACACAAAUUAACAAACGAAAGUUGGACACUGAUCAUUAUAGCAGAAAAAGCAAAAAGCCCAGUAUUGCAAUGGCAUCUGUGAAAUCGAGGGUGCACACUACUCGAGACACCUAA
This is a messenger RNA of Mucor velutinosus, 2340 nucleotides long. RefSeq lists its product as uncharacterized. The transcript has 5 exons. Gene Ontology annotation, molecular function: microtubule binding; plus-end-directed microtubule motor activity; ATP binding. The record is from RefSeq and is a predicted model, not a curated record. Gene Ontology annotation, biological process: mitotic spindle assembly; spindle elongation; initial mitotic spindle pole body separation. NCBI's taxonomy places the organism in Eukaryota, Fungi, Mucoromycota, Mucoromycetes, Mucorales, Mucoraceae. Gene Ontology annotation, cellular component: nucleus; mitotic spindle; spindle microtubule. Bases 1 to 2340 code for a protein of 779 amino acids.